UGUGCUCAGCGUGAGUGUGCACAGCGUGAGUGUGCUCAGCGUGAGUGUGCUCAGCGUGAGUGUGCACAGCGUGAGUGUGCACAGCGUGAGUGUGCACAGCGUGAGUGUGCGCUGCGCGCCGUGUUCGCCCGGCAGCGCGGCAGUGCGGAGGAGCGGUGGGCGGCGCUGUGCGGGGUGGCCCCGGCGCCGCCGCCGCCGCACGGCUACCCCCGGUUCAUGACGCACACCGGGGCCUACGUGCUGCACGGCAAACCCUACAGCCGCCUGCAGGUUCCCACGUUCGCUCCACCGCCGUCGCUGUCGGAGCCCCUCAAGGAGCUCUUCCGCAUGCAGGAGGCAGCGCGCAGAGCCCUGCGCCUGCAGCAGCUCGUCGAGAGGGAGAAGCUGGUGCUGUCGUGUGAGCAGGAGGUGCUGCGUGUGCACUGCCAGGCAGCGCGCCGUCUGGCCAAGCAGGGGCUGCCCCUAGCAGCCUACGCAGUGCUGGUGCACAGAGACCUCGCCUCGGGGGAGCGCCAGGAGGUGGAGGCGGAUGAGGAGGAGGAGGCGGAUUAUGAGGAGGAGGAGGAGGAGGAGGAGGAGGUGGUGGACGAGGAAGUGGACGACGAUGAGGACCUGGAGCGGAGUCGCCGGAGUCGCCGGCGCCGGCGACGGCGGCAGCAGCGGCAGCAGCAGCAGCGGAUCCCUUGUGUGGAGGACGUGGAGAAGAGAUAUGAGAACGUGAAGACAGCGGUGUUGAUGCGCCAGCAACAGGAGGCGGCGGCGCUGAGUGCGGUGCAGCGGCUCGAGUGGCUGGUGAGGGCCGACGAGGCGGACGGCGCCGCCCCCCGGCGCCACGCCGAGGACGUCUCGGACUUUUACGUCCCCACGGUGGACGUCAGCGACGACUUCGACCUGCUGCCCUGCUGAGUCGGCCAGCCAGUCAGUCGCCCAGCCAGUCAGUCGCUCAGUCACCCAGUCAGUCACCCAGCCAG
Molecule: messenger RNA, 971 nt
Organism: Petromyzon marinus (sea lamprey)
Lineage: Eukaryota; Metazoa; Chordata; Hyperoartia; Petromyzontiformes; Petromyzontidae
Source: RefSeq, a predicted model, not a curated record